AUGAAGACUCCGAACGAGCUUACGGACGCUCAUAUCGUCCUUUCCGCUGUUCAAGUAACAUCAGAAGGCGAUCUGGAGUCGCUGCUCAAGAUCGUCCGAUGGCGCCCCGAGAUCUUCUCGGACACCUUCGUGUAUCGACUUCUACUCUCUUUCUAUCCUGCAGAAACUGCUGAACAAUCGACGCUUGCAAAGUUUCUACAGUCCCUUGGGGACCAAUCCAAUGAUGCUAAAGGCCCCGAAGCGCCGAGUCUGGAGCCCUCGACAUCCAACCUCACCGAGAAUGAGGCGUUACGUCGUUGCCGUGCUCUAAGCUUGCGAUCAAUUCCUGAAUAUGAGCCUAUACGUACACGGAGCGAAUUGGCCAAUGUGGUCAUUGAAUGGGCAAAAAGAUUGGAACAAAUUCAUGGAUCCGCUCAGCCAGCUGCGGAAUUCGUCCACAAUUUCAUCGGACACGACUCUGAUCUGGGACUGUGGUAUGAAACGUAUCUUGCCCCGCUCGUCCGGCUGCAAUAUGAGUUCUACCCAGACAGUGAAAACGUAAUCGGAUUGCGGGAUCUUGAGACGCUGUCGGAUAAAGAGGGUAUCCAAACACUUCUCCAAUAUGCGAUGAAAAGGCACAAUCCUUCUGAGGUUGCGAGAGACCUCGACUAUGUGGUGUCACCAUGGGUUCGAGGGGCGAGCCAAGCAAAGAGAAGGAGGGUCGAUUAUUCUGCUGAAGACACCACAUCUGAUGAGAAAACAUGGGAAUCUUUGUAUGAUUGGCUGAUCGCUACGAGCAUGACUGAAUUUAGUAUUGCAGCAAAAGCCUACGCUGAUUGGAAUGGCCCGGUGGAAUACCAUCGACCGACCGAUGAGGCUGUCGCGCGAUUUGCUCAAACUGGCAUGGCCAUUGUCUAUGGUUGCUCAGAGGCUUCACCAGAGGCUAGGAGUGUCUGCAGACUGGUGAUCAUCAAAGCUGCAAAACUUCUCAAUCUAGGACUCCCAGAACUCUCGCAACCCGAGCCGGACAUAUCACUGCCUAAGGGAUUUGCAACCGACCUCGCUGAGACAGAUUUGCUGAUCAACUCUCUACUCAAAAAAUCAAACAAGUUCACGCGGGUGAAUGAGUUUUCCCUUCAUCUGCUGACUGGCAUCUUUGCUACGGCGGAGAUCCUGUCGGGAUUUGGCUCACCACGUACUAUAAGUGAACUGGCGCACGUCAGCAUCUUCGGCUCAGAACGCCGCCAUAAAGAUGAACUUCGUCGAUUGCUUCAACACAUACCUUUGCACACACGGCAAGAGAUUGACUGGCGCUCAGUACGACGGCAGCUUCUCUGGCUUCAGUCUUGGGCCAAAACACAGCCAGUGGUGGCGGCACAGCAGCGAACAGCUUUUCUCUCCCACUUACCCCUCAGCUUUGUAGAAACUCAAAUUCUCGAUGCAUUACUGAAGGCUGCUCAGUUUGCCAUCGUCAAAGAGGUGUACCUCGACAACCCUUCCCCAAGUCUCUCUGGGUCGGAAAUUGAAGCCCGUGUCGUUGCAGCAAUUCUCGAGGCCUACGAUAAUGCCAGCAAUGGGAACAGAGAUCGUGGCGGUAUGAAGAGGGCAAACGAGAUCCUGAAGGCAUUUCGACCGAGCUUCCCUGAGUCCUCUGCUCUCUCCGAUAUUGAUCACUUGAUCAGAGCCACGCACAGUCUGUCGUUCUACCAGCUCACACUGCAGCAUGGUGUUCCUUUCAAGCCUGUCUCUAUCCGAGUGCAGAAAGACCCGCUAAGCCUGGUAGAAAAGGUCUUGGAACAGGACGCGAGAGCGUACACCAAGUUGGAAGACCUGCUCGAGAUCAGCCGUAAUCUCGUCCGUGCCCACCUGCCGAAUCGAGGGAACGUAAUAACAGAGGAUGCGGAGCCUCUUCAAUCACGUCUGUUGGAUGCUGAGCACAGGAUAACGUACCAAGCCAUCAUGGCAGCUCUCGGUGCGAGUGAUUUUGACACGGCAUAUGCAUAUAUCACAACACGCCUCAACACAUCAACGGAGCAGUCUGCCUCUUCUGGAUCUGUCGACGACGUCUCCUGGCGUGCCGCCUAUGCCGCAGGCAAAUAUCGGCCCAGCUCAUCGCCCAAGAAUUUGAACACCAGCAUAGAAAGUUUGACACAGCGGAUGGAGCUUCUCUCCCGAGCCUUGAUGUUGGCCCCUUCUGGAGAAGCUCUGUCGGGAAUCCUUGCCACAUGGCGCCGCUACGAGGAAGAGCUAGAUGCGCUGAAGACACAAGCCGUGGAAGAAGAGCGAGCUUUUGAUGCCAAAGCCGACGCUGCAGUUCCCGGAGCAUUUGGUCUCGACAACCGGGAUGCAGAUGUAGCUGAAACGAAGCGCGUCAUGGCCCGUCGGUCCGGACCGAUUGGGUCAGGACCUUCUUACGAGGAAGAGGCGCCGCUGGGUUUGUUCGAUGUCGCUAGAGGAGCUGCAUCGGCGUUACGGAAAAGCGCGGCUUUCCCAUUAGGUUCCACGGGGUUGCGAGAUCUGAAGAUACACUCGGACACGGCCACAAAACACGAUGCGCAGAGGGAGCAAGCCGGCUCUCCGGUUUCCGACGAUGGCGGAAGGGUACGAAAGAGAGACAUGGUUGCCAAUAUGGUAACAAGUGGCCUGGUGAGCGGGAUGGGAUGGGUUCUUGGAGCACAGCCCCGAGAUCGGGUGGACUAA
Messenger RNA from Cladophialophora immunda, 2679 nucleotides. RefSeq lists its product as uncharacterized. NCBI's taxonomy places the organism in Eukaryota, Fungi, Ascomycota, Eurotiomycetes, Chaetothyriales, Herpotrichiellaceae. Bases 1 to 2679 code for a protein of 892 amino acids. The transcript has a single exon. The record is from RefSeq and is a predicted model, not a curated record. Gene Ontology annotation, biological process: retrograde vesicle-mediated transport, Golgi to endoplasmic reticulum.